CACAAUUCAAAACGAGGCUGGUCGAAUUCGGCAAUGGCGGUCAAUCCAGGAGACUUUUUGGCUCAGUUUUCCGUAGCGUUUUCAUGGGACUACCCGGAUGACUGGAGUCUUGAUGAUGUUGUAUGCUCCAUUUUUCACAUACGGGAGGACCAAGAUACCAGAGCACAUGAGCAAGUGGUAUGCAGUGCUGUUCAAGCAGCAGGGAAUGGUGUAUGUCUGACUCAACCUCAUCCUGAGACAGACAUAAUUCCUUGUGAAAUGACAUUCCGGGCACAUCCGAAUGCCUCACAGUUCUGUGUUACAAAUAUUGUGGUAGUAAGUGAAGCAAGAAAUGUGGAGCUGUAUGUUGAUGAUAUGUAUGAGAAAACUACAAAAGGAAUGAUGCUAACUUUGAAGAAAGGAAAGAAUAGUGCUCUUUAUGAGAAUGGGUUUGAUUUAUCCUCCCACAUUCAAGGUUCUAACAAAAUAACAUUGAAGUUUGUUUCAUUACCUGACAAGCAGGCACUAAGACUUCAAGCUGUUGUUGUAAAAGUUGCAAGGUGUCUGCCAAAUCCUUCACAAAUGUUUCCCAAAAAGAACCCAACUGGUGCGUCGAUAGAAUUUGAUAAGGUUCGAGAAAUGAUUUCUUCAUUCGGUUUAACAGUCUCCCCAAGUGCACAAAAUUUGCUGAACCAGGUAGAAAAGCAACAGAAACAGGGAGCACAGUUGCAACAGCUUUUAACAUUGGGUUUAGGCCAUCAAGCCUCUGCUUUCACCGAUAAUGCAAUGUCCCCUGCACCACAAAGACAAUCGUUUGCAAGAGAUGGGCCUAGCAGUGAAGUCUCGUUUGCAUCUCGCCAAGCAUAUGAAGAGUCAUUUCUAGCAAAUGGUAUACUAAAUACUGAGAAAUCCAAAAGGGAGGCGCAAAAGAUGAUUGAAGAGCAAGAGCGACAUGCAGAACAUGAUGCGCAAAUAAGCGUUUUGAAGCAGAUGUUACUUGGACCAUUGCAUAAAAGCGAAUCCCUAGGGCGUGCAGAAAGAGCGGCUAGAAGACAUCGUUCUUUCCACGAGGGGGACAGCCAUGAAGGGAAUUAUCGACAAAUGCUAGAACGGUUCAUGAUUGAAACAAAAGGGGGAGAUCGUACUUCAGCAAGCGAAAGCGAGGCCCAGAGAGAAGUAUUUGAUGCAUUCCUGCGCUCCUCGAACCGUUCCAGUUUUAGAACAGAUCAUCAACCAACCAUCACUUCAAUUUCCCACGCGUCUCGUCCAGUUUCGUGUUGCAGUGAACUCUCGGAUCACGAUUUCCACAAAGCCCUAAAUGAUCUUGACAAUGCCCAUAAGAAACAUCUUUCUGCGACUAUUUCUCCUGCAAACAGCAAAAGGUGUCAAGAAUGUGGUUGCCCAGGGUGCCUUUCGGUUUAUAAUUCGAUAACUACAAACAUCUAUGCAAUGGAGGAGCGGCUGGUUGGAAGAAUGGACCUUAGAAUUCAGGAGGUUACACGUCAUAUUGACAGCAAAUUUGAGGCCUUGUACGAUGCUUUCUUCGCUCAGCAAGAGAAACUUGCAACGCAGUUGGUGGAGGCGAUCCCGAGGAGCACAGAUAAAAUGAGGCCGAGCAAGGAUGCUAUUCUUCAUCGAACCGAAAAUCCGUAAACGAACUUUCUGGUAGCAGCUGUUAUAGCUAUUGAUGUGUGCGGCUGGGAAGUAGAUACAUUGUGCGGAUGGGAAGUAGAUAUAUUGUCAUGUAAAUAUAGAUGAGUUCUUUUUGGGGUUUAAUAUAGAAUUUUGAGUAAUUUAUUUUUUAUUAGAGGUGAAAUAAUCGGGUUUAGUUUCUUGGUGCCCUCCUUUUAGUGCCAUUUCACUUACAAAUGACUGUGCAGUUGACCUUUCGUAUUAGUCAAAAGCUAAAUGAACCAAUUUGUUUUUGUUGCAAAUAUCUCAACGCAAUGUCUCAUCUCAACGCAGUGUCUCAUCCCAGCUCAAUGUCCCAAACUAGAGCCUCAUCACUGCCCAAUGUCUCAUCUCAAAGAGGUGUCUCAUCUUGAUAUCCCAUCCCAACGCAAUCUCAUCACAGCACAAUAUAUCAACAGAAAGCAAUCUCAUCAAAGUGCCGUAUCUUAUCCCAAUGUAAUGUUUCAUCGUCAUGUUGCAUCCCACACAAUUCUCGUCAAAACGCUAUAUCUCAUCAUAACGCAAUGUCUCAUAUCAACGUAACCUCAUUGCAACGCAAUAGCUCGCCCCAAGGCAGUGUCUCUUCUAAACGCAUUCUCAUCACAACGCAAUAUCUCAAUCCAAUGCAAUAUCUCAAUCCAACGCAAUGCCUCAACCCGACGUUUUGUCUCAUCGUAAUGCCUCUACCCAACGCAAUCUCAUUGCAACGCAAUAACACCGCCCCAAGCAGAGUCUCUUUCCAGUGCAAUGUCAACCCAACGUACUGUCUCAUCGCGUUAUUUCAUUGCAAUGUGAGUGCCUCAUCACAACCCAGUCGUCACCCUUGUCGCCGUCAUUAUCGUCGUCGUAUGUGACAUCGUCAAUCGUAUCACUGUCUCUUUCUUAACUGGGUACAGUAGU
Molecule: messenger RNA, 2550 nt
Organism: Rhopilema esculentum
Lineage: Eukaryota; Metazoa; Cnidaria; Scyphozoa; Rhizostomeae; Rhizostomatidae
Source: RefSeq, a predicted model, not a curated record